This is a messenger RNA of Marchantia polymorpha subsp. ruderalis, 1008 nucleotides long. The record is from the annotation of a GenBank genome assembly. NCBI's taxonomy places the organism in Eukaryota, Viridiplantae, Streptophyta, Marchantiopsida, Marchantiales, Marchantiaceae.
GGCACAACACUCGCUCACUCGUUCUUUCACUCUUGCUCGUGUUCGAGCUGUCUCCUUCUCCGACCUCUGCUCCGAAUCCGUCGUCCGCACCGGUCGAAUAGCCAUGGCUCCACCCGCCAAGGGAGGGUCUCUCACCAAAGGUGGGAAGACCGAUCAAAAGUCUCAGGCCGCGAAAGCUGCCAAGGCAGUGAAGUCUACGGCUGUCAUCAAGAAGAAGUGGAGAAAGGUUCGCACAUCUGUCACCUUCCACCGCCCCAAAACCCUCAAGAGGGCUCGUGCUCCCAAGUACCCACGUAUCUCUGCUGCCCCAAGGAACAAGCUUGACCACUACGAGGUGCUCAAGUACCCAUUAACCACUGAGUCAGCCAUGAAGAAGAUCGAAGACAACAACACCUUGGUUUUCAUCGUUGACGUUAGAGCCGACAAGAAGAAGAUCAAGGAGGCUGUGAAGAAGAUGUACGACAUUCACACCAAGAAAGUCAACACCUUGAUCAGGCCCGACGGACAGAAGAAGGCCUACGUCAGGUUGACAUCGGACUACGAUGCUCUAGAUGUUGCCAACAAGAUCGGAAUUAUCUAAAUGGUUCCCCCCUUUCUAUUAGAAAUACUGCGGACUAUGUUGCUAAAAUUUCAAUACACUGCCCAAUAUUUUUUUGGCGAAUUUAAGUGUUACCGUCCUCCUUAAUCAGUAUGAGAUGGUGAGUCGUCCUCGGGACCACCCGAGAAUGCGUCGAAAUUCUGAGGGGAUGUGAAACCCUGACACGCUGGGAACAGGCUUGAGUGCGUUGCGCUUGUGCAGCCUGAUAGAUGACUGGUGCAAGGGUAGUUUUUCUGAGUGUUCUUUAUGCUCUCACGGCUAAUUGUGCUUUUCUUUUGAGAAGAGACACGAAAGCGCUCUUGUAAUUUUAAUCGAGCAAGGAAGAACAAAGGCACGUCCAAAAUUGGAAGGAAAUCACGAUCCUGAGCCUUUGUAGCAUGUCGCAGCCAAGGAAAACAAUUUUGCUACUG